Messenger RNA from Fopius arisanus, 3425 nucleotides. RefSeq names its product Retinoblastoma-family protein (gene Rbf). Gene Ontology annotation, molecular function: RNA polymerase II transcription regulatory region sequence-specific DNA binding. Gene Ontology annotation, biological process: regulation of transcription by RNA polymerase II; negative regulation of G1/S transition of mitotic cell cycle; cell differentiation. Lineage: Eukaryota; Metazoa; Arthropoda; Insecta; Hymenoptera; Braconidae. Gene Ontology annotation, cellular component: chromatin; transcription regulator complex; nucleus. The record is from RefSeq and is a predicted model, not a curated record. Bases 131 to 3247 code for a protein of 1038 amino acids. The transcript is spliced from 6 exons.
AUGGCGCAGCAACCAGCGUGCCUGUUUCACUCACAGUUCACAUCAUUCACUGUUUGUAGUCAUUCACUACAGUAUUUUGGUUGUUUUGUUUACAUAUUCCACGAGUUGAAGCAUCAAUUUUGAUUAAAAAAUGGGUCAAUCGGACGAUAUCGAAGAUUCUACGUACAGUAGACAUCAGGAUUUGUGUCAAAAGCUUAAUAUGGAUGCAACGGCUGCAUCGGAAGCUUGGAGAUCUUAUUCAACGAUUCGACAAAAUUAUACACUUGAGGGAGAUCAGUUGCAUUGGAUUGGCUGCGCCUUAUACGUGGCUUGUCGUGAAUCUUCGACUCCCACGGUGGGAAAGCCAGGCUCCAACGUUGAGGGUAAUUGCGUAUCCCUGACUCGUCUACUUCGACUCUGCAAUUUAUCCCUCAUCCAGUUUUUCAAUAAAUGCAAAUCAUGGGCAGAUAUGGCGAAUAUGCCACCGAAUUUUCGUUCAAAGAUUGAUAAAAUCGAGCGAAAUUUUAACGUAUCGAUGGUGAUUUUUCAAAAGUAUCAGCCAAUUUUCACUGAUAUUUUUAAAAAUCCAACUGAGGACAGUUCAAAGCCAGCAAGAACACGCAGACACAAGACAGUACCAUGCACACCAGCUCGAGCCUUUGAAUUUGGCUGGUCACUCUUUAUUUGCGUCAAAGGAGCCUUUCCAGAUAUCUCUGAUGAUCUUGUUAAUUCCUACCACUUGUUAUUGGUAUGCUGUGACCUCAUUUACAGCAAUGCCUUGCUUGCCAAUAGGAAAGACUUGUUGAAUCCCAAUUUUCCGGGCUUACCACCCAACUUCAAUGAUGAUAAUUUCUUGCCUCCAAGAACGGCCGAUUGCAUUUUACAUCUAUUGUGCGAACGUCAUGAAGCUAUCGGAGUUGAGGCCAAGGUCAUUAAACAAUACACAUUGAGGAAUCACUUGAACAAGCUGUUCAAUGAGAAAAUUCUUCGUGGCGAUCAAUCCAAUUUUUCGGGAAUUUUGGAGGCCCUCAAUUUUGAGGGAAAUAACAAGGCAAUUAACAGAGCAUAUGAGCAGCAUGUUCUCAACGUUGGGGAUUUCGAUGAGAGAAUUUUUUUGGCCGAGUGGAGGAGAGUGAAUCAAAUUGGCGUGUCGAGUGUGGAAGUUGUUGGCGAGGACAUUGCCAUUCGGGCUAAAAUUCCAAGACCGUUGGUAAUCAGAGGUGACAAUGCGAGUGAGAAUAUCGGUUCUCCUACUAAAAUGUUGAACGUGACAGAUCUUCAGGAGCAAUGCCAGAUGAAACGCGAACAAAUCAGGGAUCUAGCACCACCGACACCUCUUACAGGUCGAAAAUAUCUCAGAACAAAGGACAUGACUAGCGUAACCCCAGUGGCAACAGCAACCCAGAGUGUUAUUCACCUGCAGGCACUAUUGGCUGGACGUCAACCAGCUCCCAGUGAUAUUUUGCUUGAUAUGUUUAAGAGUUGUGCAACAGACGUUACCACUCUAGUUGAAGUUAAAGUCAAGGAAAUUGGAGAACGCUUCUGUGCUACAUACAGCCAGAAUUCUGAGGAGGGUGAUACAUUGAAUCUUGAUUUCGGUAAGAAGAGACUUAUUCUCGCCCAGACGCUUUUCUACAAGGUACUGGAAAUGAUUUUGACUGACGAAAAGAAGAUUAAGCCUGAUUAUGACAUAACAAAUCUACUGACCAACGAGGUUUUCCUCCAAUGCCUGUUCGCCUGCUGUUUGGAAAUAGUUAUUUGGUCGUACAAGAACAAGGAUCGAACUUUUCCUUGGAUUCUCAAUGCACUCAAAGUCGAGCCGUACAAUUUCUAUAAAGUAAUAGAGGUGAUUGUUCGCGCUCAACACCUAGCCAGAGACAUUGUCAAGCACUUGAACGACAUCGAAGAAAAAAUACUCGAAUAUCAGGCAUGGAAAUCCAACAGCCCUCUGUGGCAAGCAAUUGAAAAUACUCCUGGAAGUGUACCAAGCUGUGAAGAGGUUUCCCUACCCGGUACUCUAGAUUCUGUCGAUUCAAAUGCACCAGAACAACCGCUUCCUGUCUGCCGAAGAAUUGUUCUGGACCGAGGCACACCACAUCAUGAUGUACAUCAGAGUCCAAUAUCAACAGCAUCGGAGAGGUUUCAGUCACCUGGUGCAACAUCUGGUGUUGCUAAGAAACGCCUGUUCACCGAUAGUACCGGAAGAAUCAGCGGACAGAGUCUUCUCAAAGAUAAAAUACCACACAAAGUGAUGAUCGAUGGCAGUUCAAGAGUUUACCUGGCUGUCUCGCAAUUAGAUCAGAGCUCAAACUCAAGUAGAAAAAAUUCCCUCACAUCAAAUGUAACUCGCGAACCCACUAAGCCACGAAAAACCGGUUCUGUUGCCUUAUUUUUCCGUAAAUUCUACAUUCUCGGAUCAAUUCGCAUGCAGACCCUCUGCAGCUCCCUCGCUGUCAAUGAUGUUGAUUUGAAAAAGAAGAUCUGGACUAUUUUUGAAUAUUCCAUCAAGGAUCGAACUGAACUGAUGAAGGACCGACAUCUAGAUCAGAUUCUCAUGUGUGCUGUCUAUGUUGUUUGUAAACUGGCACAAAUUGAAAGAAAUACAUUCACCGAAAUCAUGAGAUGUUACAGAUUUCAGCCUCAAGCCGAGUCUCACAUUUACAGAUCGGUUCUAAUAUCCAAAGCUAAUAGGAGUGAUAGAAAUACCAUUGACAAUGAGCCACAUAGUGUAAAUGGUGAUGUUGAGUCUUCAGUAGAGAAUCAAAGCAACAAUGCACCUCCGACACCCUCCAACAUGGCUGGAACGUCUCAGACGUUUGGCGAUGAGAUACGAGGGGAUCUUAUCAAAUUCUACAAUGCUGUCUACGUACCUAAAGUCAAAGAAUUUGCAACAUUAUCCCGUGGAAGUAAUUCAACAUUUUCACUGAGUCCACUACCGAGAAGCAAACCAUCCACGAGCUCACCAAUGAGACGUGUUACAGCCUGCGUUGUAACACGAACUCUCGAUCCAAAAGCUAUCCCAGCCUCUGUUGCACCACAGCUCAGUUACUGCUUCAGUCGCAGUCCCGCGAAGGACCUGGAGGCUAUCAAUAGGAUGAUGAUCUCUGUCGAUUCACGAAAGGCUGUCGGAAAACGACUGCUCUCAGAUGACAUGGAUGUUGACGUGGCAACUGAAAAUAGUUCCCCAACGAAGAAAGUCACAACAGCCCCAUAUCUAGCAAGAAAACUUGAACAUAUCAUCGGGGAACGACGAACGCAAAAUCAGUAAAAGUAGGCAUGUGUCAUUGGCAAGAUUAUAUAUCUUUACCAAUACAAUGCUUUAUACUAUCCAACCAUUUUUAUUAUCUAUUAUCUAGCGAGGUCUCUAGCAUUAUGCAAAAUUAACUCGAUUGGCUACAAUUAUUGUGACAUCUGCAGUGUAUGUCGGUGGAUUCAUUUAGUUGAAU